This is a messenger RNA of Aspergillus ibericus CBS 121593, 1593 nucleotides long. Its product is annotated as biotin synthase. Gene Ontology annotation, molecular function: 2 iron, 2 sulfur cluster binding; biotin synthase activity. The coding region runs from base 328 to 1518 and encodes 396 amino acids. Gene Ontology annotation, biological process: biotin biosynthetic process. Lineage: Eukaryota; Fungi; Ascomycota; Eurotiomycetes; Eurotiales; Aspergillaceae. The transcript is spliced from 2 exons. The record is from RefSeq and is a predicted model, not a curated record. Gene Ontology annotation, cellular component: mitochondrion.
GUUGAACUCGUGUUGAACCAGGCUCCGUUGGGGUCAACCAGGCGGUCCCAUCAAUGCUUAAUUGCUCGGAGGGCGGGGCGGACAGGAUGGGUGAGUAAUGCCCAUGAUUCUGUGGCCAGCAGCCGUCGCCGUAGCCCGGCACUAGUUCCUGUGUUAGUCGCCCACUCCAGAUCCUCACCGUCACGCCCCGGUGAACUGCCCCUCUCUCACCCGAGGUAGCUGCCAUCCCCCUCUUCCCCAGUGUCCCUAUUUCAUCCAUCCAACCACCUCCUACUAGUUACCAUCUGCUCCUCUACCACCACCCAUAUCCUCCCACAUAUACACACCAUGUCGCUUCCUCUCCCCCGUACCCUCCGGGGGACCCUCCUCCUCCGCCGUUCCUACGGCACCGUCCACUCCACCCCCAGCGCUGGCGCUCUGGCCAGCCGCAUCCCGGCGGCCCUGCGUGAAGCCACCGCCGCCACGGCACCACGCACAAACUGGACUCGCGAGGAGGUGCAACAGAUCUAUGAGACGCCUCUGAAUGACCUCACUUACGCCGCGGCCGCCAUCCACCGGCGCUUCCACGACCCCGCCGCUAUCCAAAUGUGCACGCUCAUGAACAUCAAGACCGGUGGUUGCAGUGAAGACUGCUCCUACUGCGCACAGUCCUCCCGCUAUGAUACAGGCCUCAAAGCCACCAAAAUGUCCCCCGUCGACGAAGUCCUCGCUGCUGCCCGCACCGCCAAGGCCAACGGCAGCACCCGGUUCUGCAUGGGCGCUGCCUGGCGUGACAUGCGUGGCCGCAAAACCUCCCUCAAGAACGUCAAGUCCAUGGUGUCGGGGAUUCGGGGGAUGGGAAUGGAAGUGUGUGUCACACUCGGCAUGAUUGAUGAGAACCAAGCCAAGGAGUUGAAGGAUGCGGGGUUGACGGCAUACAACCACAAUCUGGACACCUCGAGGGAGUUCUACCCCUCGAUCAUUACUACCCGGUCAUAUGAUGAGCGGUUGAGGACGCUGCAAAAUGUGCGCGAUGCGGGCAUUAACGUCUGCUCGGGCGGCAUUCUCGGUCUCGGUGAAAAGGACGAAGAUCGGGUCGGCUUGAUCCACACGAUGGGCAGUCUGGAGAAACACCCCGAGAGUUUCCCGGUGAAUGCUCUCGUUCCGAUCCCGGGUACACCUCUGGGCGAGAGAAAGAUGAUUAGCUUUGAUAAGAUUCUCCGAACGGUGGCUACGGCGAGAAUAGUGCUCCCGGCGACGAUUGUGCGGUUGGCUGCGGGACGCAUCUCCCUCAGUGAGGAGCAGCAAGUGCAGUGUUUCCAGGCUGGUGCGAAUGCAGUCUUCACGGGCGAGAAGAUGCUCACGACGGACUGUAAUGGAUGGGAUGAGGACCGGGCCAUGUUUGGUAAGUGGGGAUUCUACCCCAUGAAGAGUUUCGAGGCGGAGCAUUUGGUCGAGGAAGCCAAGGAGUUCGAGCAGGGCAAGGUGGAAGAGGUGGUUGAGGAAAAGAGCACUGCGCAGGACGCAGUCAGGGCGUAAACUGGUAGAUAGGAAUAUAUUACUGUUUGGCCAAUUUCUAAUUCCCUAGGUUUAAAUUUCACCCGAGUCAUGCAU